AUGAAGGAAGAAAUAAUUAAUUCUUUAAAGACAUUGAUGAAAAAUGAAUUGAAAAAUCAUCUUAAUAAUUACAUUAAUAAGAAAGAAAUUUCUUAUCAUAUUUCAAAUCUUAUUAAAAGCCAUAUAAAAAGUUUAACUUCAAACAAUUAUAAAAUUAUCGUUGAAAUUCUAUUAAAUGAAAAUAACGAACAAGGAAUAAACAUUUCUACUAGAUUAUUUUACAACAAACAAUCUGAUUUUUUUUUUAAAGAAAGAAUCAUUAAUGACACUUGUCAUUGUUUUAUAGUGGUUUAUUUAAUUCAUGUAUAA
Plasmodium gallinaceum is the source of this 309-nucleotide messenger RNA. Its product is annotated as dynein light chain, putative. The record is from RefSeq and is a predicted model, not a curated record. The coding region runs from base 1 to 309 and encodes 102 amino acids. The transcript is spliced from 4 exons. NCBI's taxonomy places the organism in Eukaryota, Apicomplexa, Aconoidasida, Haemosporida, Plasmodiidae. Gene Ontology annotation, cellular component: cytoplasm; cytoplasmic dynein complex. Gene Ontology annotation, biological process: microtubule-based movement. Gene Ontology annotation, molecular function: dynein intermediate chain binding.